Messenger RNA from Osmerus eperlanus (European smelt), 5619 nucleotides. Its product is annotated as beta-galactoside alpha-2,6-sialyltransferase 2-like. Gene Ontology annotation, biological process: sialylation. The coding region runs from base 329 to 1945 and encodes 538 amino acids. NCBI's taxonomy places the organism in Eukaryota, Metazoa, Chordata, Actinopteri, Osmeriformes, Osmeridae. Gene Ontology annotation, cellular component: Golgi apparatus. The record is from RefSeq and is a predicted model, not a curated record. The transcript has 7 exons. Gene Ontology annotation, molecular function: beta-galactoside alpha-2,6-sialyltransferase activity.
CAAGAAAAGGCCAGCAACAAUGUGACAGACAACACCGAUGUGCACCUCGUUCGCGGAGGCGGUUGAUUCACUGCGCUUAAAAAUAGCGGUGUGCAUUUCGCACACUGCGACUAGACAAACGGCAGAAGAAAAUGGAUAUCGGACGUGUCGAGAACAAUUAAAACGGGCACCUUUUUUAGGGCCCAAUUCUGCUGUAGAAGAUUUAUGGACUCCAACAAAUACAAGGGACAUCGUUUGAGGCCCUCCGGCUAGACUCCGGGCAGGUUGCUCUCUGCUCGGCUGAGAGCGGAGGGUCUUUGCCUACACGAGUGUGUGUGUGUGUGUAACCAUGUCCAGUAUGAAGCAGUGGCGUCGGCUGGUGAUGGUGGGCCUGCUAGCCUGGGCCCUCCUCUUCCUGGCCCUGCUCUCCUACUUCCUGGAUGCCCACGUGAACGAGCCCCUUUCCUCCUCCGGCCCCGCCUCUUCCUCCUCUUUCUCCUCCCUCUCCCAGCACCCCGACACCCGCCGCCUGGCCUCCGUCCAAGGCCUGACCCACAAACACCACACCGUCGUGGGCUCCCGUCCAGAGCCGGCCUCCCCUCUCUCCACCGCCUACACAGAUCCGGGCCUGGACCCCACACACUCUUCCUCUACAUCAGAGCCCAGCCUGGAGAUGAGCCCGAGCCCAGACGGCGCCCCCUACAGCCAGUACGCUACGCAGCAGGACUACCUGGACCCUCAGAGCCUGGCCGCCUGGUCCUCCUUCGGCACGGAGAACGUGGGCUCCUACCCCGACCCGGUGACACGGAACCGGGAAAGAACCUCCACCAGCCGGCGCCAGAACCAGGCUUCGCGACGCGGAGACGGCGGCGAGGAGGAGGAGGAGGAGGUGGUGGAGGAGGAGGGGGAGGAGGGGAACGCUCGUAGGACGACAGCGGGCCGAGGAGAGGCUGCCGACUCGUCCGAGGACUACUACUUCUCCAAGUCGACCUCGGUGGUCCAGAGGCUGAGGAAGGGCCGCGCCUCGGCCGGGAUGCUGAGCCCCAGACUGCAGCGCGCCAUGAAGGACUACCUGAGCACCAACAAGCACCACGUGGCCUUCACGGGCCAGCGGCGAGAGACCCAGAGCCCCGGGGACCUGCUGUGCCAGAUGAGGAGACACGCCCAGCUGCGCACGCUCGACGGCUCCGAGCAGCCCUUCUCCGACCUGGGCUGGGCCGAGCUGGUGCCCCCUAGGAGCCUGGAGGAGCUGUACCUGCGGGGGGGGAAGAAGGGCUUCGGGAGCUGCGCCGUGGUCGCGUCUUCUGGGGCCAUCCUGCACUCUGGACUGGGACAAGAGAUCGAUUCCCACGAUGCAGUUCUGCGGUUCAACGCGGCCCCCACCGAGGGCUUUGAGAAGGAUGUGGGAAACAAGACCACCAUCCGGGUCAUCAACUCCCAGAUCCUGGACAACCCCAAGCACAGGUUCAACACCAGCUCCCUCUAUCAGAAUGUGACUCUGGUGGCAUGGGACCCUGCACCCUAUACUGUCAACUUACACGAGUGGUAUGCCAGCCCGGACUACAACCUGUUCAGUCCGUAUGUGGAGCACCGGAGGCUGAAUCCCAGCCAGCCGUUCUAUGUGCUGCACCCCAGAUACGUGUGGCAGCUCUGGGAUCUGGUCCAGGGCAACACCCGAGAGAACAUCCAGCCCAACCCGCCCUCGUCGGGCUUCAUAGGCAUCCUGCUGAUGAUGGCGCUGUGCGAGAAGGUGCACGUGUACGAGUACAUCCCCUCGCUGCGUCAGACGGACCUGUGCCAUUACCACGAGCCCUACUACGAUGCCGCCUGCACGCUGGGCGCCUACCACCCCCUGCUGUUUGAGAAGACCCUGAUCCAGAGGAUCAACCAGGGCCCUGAGGAGGAACUGAAUAAAAAGGGCCGGGUCACCCUGCCGGGCUUCAGCACCGUCCACUGUGACCUCUGAACUACGACCUCCGACCUUCUCCCCCCCCCCCCCCCCUCCUCGGAGAAACCGCCCAAGAACGGAAGAGCCACCACAGCCAUUCUCCAGGGUCAGGUUCUGGCGUUCUAGGGCUGAGGUAUGGUGGAGUGGAGAACCAAAGCCAUAGCCACUAAAUGUGGGACCAACAAAGGAAGGAAACCAUGACCAGAACCAGAGGUGAUUCCGGAACCUUUGGCCGGAACCGAUCAAGAGACAAAACCUUCAGCUGAGAUGGGAGCCAGACGCAGUGGGCCUGAACCUUGAUCUGCUGUAGCUGAGCCUGGCUAGCACUGGGGCUAACUAUGAUAGCAAUAGAUCCCUAGUUUUAGAUAGACAAGAUGUUUUGUGAUAUCUCUGGGUGUGUUUUUGCUGUCGUGAAACUGUGCUUUACAGAGAGCUUCGGGUUCUCUUGUUCUUCCUAAAGGAAUAGUCCACUUUUUUUGACAGGUAUUAGUCAUUUCUAUCCAUGUGUUCUGCACUGAAUGUCAAACAUACUUCCAUGCUAUACACACUCUUUCUCUCACUCAAACACAAACAUACCCUUUUAGCGACAUAUCUCGAUAUGAGCAAGCUGUAACCAGGCACUCCUCAAACACAUUAUCUGUACUCUUAACUGAGAUGGAUGUACAUUUUAUUGAUCUACAGCCCUGUUGCUGUGGGAUACUUCUUACAUACCUUCCUGAAAAAGUCUUAAGGUGUCACCAUCAGGGUGUUUUGAAGACGCUGUUGAUGUAUCUGUGCUCAAUGCCUGUCACUCUCUCUCGCAUGACUGCACAGACUUAUCUGCCAAGAGACUGUCAAUCUGCUGUCACUCUACUGUCACUCUACUCUGCACUUUACAACUGGCUUUCACUGCAAAAGCAGGAGUCCGUUGUGUAUAUAUAAGGUUGAUUUAGGGAAAGGCUUUGGUGGCCCCACCAUUGGAUAAAGAGUACAAUUUGAUAGUGUUCUGUUUGAUGAUGUGGUUUAGAGGGUGGGCAAAAUAUAGCAGUUGUUCAAAACACUUAAUUGUAACCCUGUGCCGAGCGGCCAACCAGAUACUUUUCCUGGGUUGCCUUACCAACACCCAGCGCCUGUUUAAAUUCUGUGAUUUAAUAUUGUUAGCUACAUCCUCAGAAACUGCAGCAUCCCAAAUGUAAUUCAUUUGUUAGAAAUUGAAUUACAAAGUUUCCGGUGGUGUUGUGUUGGAUGACUUGGCUCUCCAACUAUACAAGCCGACCAGUCAGCAAGUCGUCUCUGAAAACCAUCUCACUCUUUUAUGAAUGUAAUCCACUUCUCUAAUAGACAAACCUGUUUGCGGUGCACAGAUUCAUUUAGGGCUGCGUGUUCAAGGGUCCGUGUAGGAUCGUUUCAAACUCACAGUGAGUUUUGUGUCAUCCUUAGCCGUACUCACAGGGAAAUGUCUUUGAGCUUCUCUUGUAUUGCUUGGGUACCACCCAUGGACCAAAUACAUUUCUUUGGUCUAUGGCUCUACACCCUAGAUUGUUCUGUGGUUGUUCCCAUGCAAGAACCCUCUGAAGAACCCAAAAACCUAAUGGAUAGAAAGUCAGUGUCACUGAACAAAAGGUUCUAGCUAGAACAACUUCCCAAAAAGGUUCCAGCAAUAACAAGAAAGCUAGCUUUCUUUAAAUGGCUGUUCUCUGGGUUGCGUUCUUGAAAGGGUUCUCUCACAGGGGAGAGGUGAAAAGCGUAUCUACUCUGCACCGUUUCUACUGAGAGAACCCAGCCAACAUGCCUGCCAGGAACUGAUCCUAUCAGGGCAGGGGAUUUGAGGCGGUUACCUUCCGCCUUGUGCUUGUGUUGUUUACACUGAAUCUGUGCCAGACCAGACCUCCAGAAUCUCCAAUCCCCCAGUGGGCUUAGAUGUCCUAUCCCUAUCAGGCCAAGCUAGACAACUCGGAAAAACUAGAAUGCUACGGUGUGCUGAAACCACAGAUCCAAUAUUCAACCACUCACCCUAAACCCCAGAAAGCGAGCGCAUCUCGAGGCACGGGAUGCUAUAGCAGCUAUCGAGGCACGGCGUCCCGGGAGAGUGAGUUAGAGCUGAUGUGUUGCGGAGAACGGAGGGGUAUACGCUUUGGCUAGCGAGCUCUGGGCAGCAUUGCCGCGCUACGCUGGGAAUCUGAGGCUCGGAACCUUGUCUGCUCUGGGGUUUUUUUAAGCGUGUCCAGGCAGGGUCGCUGGCUCAAACAGGCCUGGCGCUCGCUGUGACAUCAAACGCACAAAGCUCCGCUCCGAGUUAUAGCAGCCCAGUCAGCUGCUUGACAGCACACGAGCAAAAACAACACCUUGUAAAAUGCAGAGCAUGUGAAGAUAGUGGAAAAGGGUUGAACGUGUUUCUCCUAGGUGUGUAAUUUGUGGCACAUUUACAUUCUUAUAUUAUCUCCUCUUUAGGGACUUGAUUGACCAGAUCAACCAUAAUGAUUACGCAACACUACAGUACCUGAGUAGUACUGUACAUAUUGCUUUAAUAUGAUUAUAGAUAUGAUCCUAACUCAAACGCAAACUGAGUCCAUACAGUGGGCUCCUGGAUUGCCCGUGCCAUUGCCCUGUUUGUGUUUGAAGUGUUGAAUAGUAAACUGUGCUUGUAAAUCUGUUUGUGAUUGUGACAGACCGAAGGCGCAAAACAAACCUACAUGUGUGAGGCGAAGACAUCUUCUGAUGCACAGAGCAUGAUGUUCAGAAGCCGGAUUCAGGGGUUAACAAGCUGCCUGUGUCCGUGCAGUACGUGGUUGAGCAGUGAAUAGACUGCCAGUCCAAGACACAGAGGAUAGAGACUGUGCUGAAAAUAGGAGCAGAUCGUCUGAUAGUUCAUCAGGCACUGAUCUGUGUGUGUGUGUGUUUGUUUCCAUGCCUGCUCACUAGGAAAUCACAUCCAGCGGCUGGAGAGAGAGAGCUGGUAUUAUUGGCCAGAUUUCUACAAGCUUCAAAUGCAAUGCCUUCUGGCCAAAUGCAGGGGAAUCUUGAAAUUGUGCCAAAUUUCUGUUAUUUACUUUUGGGUGGUUGGGUGGUUUACUGACAGGUAUGUAGUGUGUGGGGGGGGGGGUUCAUCGUAAAAAAAAAAAAUGUGGAGCACCUAAAGGGGUCAUGGUACCGUUGUGUUAAUCUGAAUGGUGCUUGGAUCCAUAUUGGGUAGAGCCGAGAUCAUGACUGGAGAUUGGUUCCCAGAUUGGAGGUCAACUGCUUAUCUUGGCCUCUCAAACACAUCUGUAUAUCUUCCAAUCCGCUCCCUUUGUGCUGAACCAACUCCCUAUCAUCUCUCACACACGCUCUCUCACCUCCCUCAGAGGAUGGAGUGCUGUGGGUCCAUGCCGCCUUUGAAAUAAAAACAAUGUUCAUCUUCUCCCUCUUUCACCUAACACCUUCAAAGUCCCUUUAGAGGUUCUGAAUGAGGCCUCCUGUGAGGAGGGCAGGGAGGAAGAGGGAGAUUAAGCGUUCCACAAUAAUAAGAGCUCUUGAAAAGCCUAUCGCCAUCACAACAGCCUUAGGGGUUGAUUUCUUCAUUUUUCAAAUGUUCUUUUAUGAUUUGUCAUUGAAAGCCUCUUUCUUAGGCUUGAAUGGAAAUGUAUAUCGACUGUUUGUAUGAAUUCAUACGUUGUUCUUUCAGUGAUUUUUUUUGUUUUUUUACUGUGUAAAUAAACAAUGUUGUACAUGCA